AUGGAAAUGUAGACUUUAACGCAUGAGCUUUCAAUAAAAAAGAGAUAUUCUUCAUUCCUUUUUUCUUCACUUUUUCUCUUCACCAUUUCACACUUUGUCCCUAUUACUCCCUAGAAUCUCUCGCUCUGUCUCAUGCACACACAGACACACACUAGUGGAUUCCUUGCUUUUGCUUCAAAUCUCUGCUAAUAAUCUUGAUUUCAUUCUUUUCUCUCACCAUAACCCCAUAUCAAUUUUGUUCUAUCCAUAUUCAAAGCCCCACAAUUUCUCAAAUCUUUGUGCUACAAGAAACCCUAGUUCUUUCUAAAUUCAUAGAUUCUCAAACACCUUUUUCCUGAUUUGGUGAAUAUAUGGUUCAUAAUACGUUGUAAUUCAGCUUAAAGGUGUUGAAUUCAGCGGAAUUUGGGUUUGAUUGUUUUUGAAAGGGGAAUUGGAUAAGAAAGUUUGAAGCUCAAGUUUUGGUGGAUUUUGUGGUUUGAAUUAAGGGUUUUUUAUUUAUUUUUUAUAUGUAGUGAAGUUUAUUUAAGGAUAAGAAGAUGGAGAAAUACGAGCUUGUGAAGGAUAUAGGGUCUGGGAAUUUUGGUGUUGCAAGGCUCAUGAGGAACAAGGAGACCAAAGAGCUCGUGGCAAUGAAAUACAUUGAGAGAGGACACAAGAUUGAUGAGAAUGUAGCAAGGGAAAUCAUUAAUCAUAAAUCACUUCGGCAUCCAAACAUAAUUCGCUUCAAGGAGGUGGUAUUGACUCCCACUCAUCUUGCCAUUGUUAUGGAAUAUGCAGCUGGUGGAGAACUGUUUGAGCGCAUUUGCAAUGCAGGAAGGUUCAGUGAAGAUGAGGCCAGAUACUUUUUCCAGCAGCUUAUUUCAGGUGUCCACUACUGUCACAACAUGCAAAUAUGUCAUAGAGAUCUGAAACUGGAGAAUACCCUUCUUGAUGGAAGUGCAGCUCCACGCUUGAAGAUAUGUGAUUUUGGAUACUCAAAGUCAUCCCUGUUGCAUUCAAGGCCAAAAUCAACUGUUGGGACUCCAGCUUAUAUUGCUCCAGAGGUUCUCUCCAGAAGGGAAUAUGAUGGCAAGCUGGCUGAUGUUUGGUCAUGUGGAGUGACACUUUAUGUGAUGCUGGUUGGGGCAUACCCUUUUGAAGACCAGGAGGAUCCAAAGAACUUUAGGAAAACCAUUCAACGAAUAAUGGCGGUACAGUACAAGAUUCCUGACUAUGUUCACAUAUCACAAGAUUGUAGGCACCUUCUCUCUCGCAUAUUUGUUGCCAAUUCUGCAAGGAGAAUCACAAUCAAAGAAAUCAAGUCGCACCCAUGGUUCUUGAAGAAUUUGCCUAGGGAGUUGACAGAAGCAGCACAGGCGGCUUAUUAUAGAAAAGAAAACCCAACAUUUUCACUUCAGAGUGUGGAGGAGAUUAUGAAAAUUGUGGAAGAGGCAAAGACUCCUCCUCCAGUUUCCCGUUCAGUCUCAGGUUUUGGCUGGGGAGGUGAAGAAGAAGAGGAGGAGAAGGAAGGAGAUGUAGAAGAAGAAGUGGAGGAGGAGGAGGAGGAUGAAGAAGAAGAAGACGAAUAUGACAAACAAGUGAAACAAGCACACCAAAGCUUAGGGGAAGUUCGUCUCACCUAAGCGUAAAUUAUCUUGCUUGCUCGCGGAGAACUGUGGACACACACAUAGCCUAUUAUGUCUUUGGCAUUUCCUGUUUGUGUAAAAGUUAUUUCACCUGGGCCUACUUUAUCCUUUUUGCUUGUAGAAAACUAUAGCUAUUAAGUGUGGCAUUUCCUGGUCGUGUCAAGAUUUUCUUUUUUCUGCUGUGUGGAACUUAAAAGAAGUCUGUAAAUUUCGAGUUUUGAGGUAAGGUAGCUUGUGAAUUAUAUUUCCUUAAGACAAAGGCAUUGGUGUACUGAAGUUGAACCUCAGAUGAGCCUGAGUUAUAAUUAAGAGGAAACUUUGGUAAGUUUUGUUGUAUGCAUCUCGGAUAUAUGCAGAGGAUUUGCAUA
Solanum pennellii is the source of this 1993-nucleotide messenger RNA. RefSeq names its product serine/threonine-protein kinase SRK2B. The transcript has 10 exons. Lineage: Eukaryota; Viridiplantae; Streptophyta; Magnoliopsida; Solanales; Solanaceae. The record is from RefSeq and is a predicted model, not a curated record. Gene Ontology annotation, biological process: protein phosphorylation; intracellular signal transduction. Gene Ontology annotation, molecular function: protein serine/threonine kinase activity; ATP binding. Bases 537 to 1622 code for a protein of 361 amino acids.